UCAUUCACACCCCAAGAGGUCGCACACGAUGUUCUUCAGAAGGGCACUCGCUCAGAUUCAACGGCAUCAUCCACUUUCUGCACGACUUCCCUGUACCACCAGACCACCGCGUUCCACAGUGGAACUUCUCAAGGCAGAUACCUCGUAUAACACACCACUCACUUUAACCCAAGCAGUCUCCCUUUCCUCUCUUACUCAAAACUCCCUUGAGGCAGAGACUGGAGCAAGUAUCGGGGUCUCCAAAGAUGGCGGCAUAUUGAACGUCAAAUGGCAAGAAGGGCCAGACGCCAGGUUCCACGGUGUAUGGUUACGUCAUAACUGUCACUGUGACCAAUGCCGAGCCCCGGCGGGACAGAGGAAGAAAAACGUCUUGGAUUAUCCAGAGACGGCAACAAUUUCAGACCUACAUCUCCAUGACGACUAUGUUGCGCUGUCUUGGUAUGAAGAAAAGGGUCACGUGACUCGUGUGCCACUGCAGUUUCUACGUCAGCAUUGCUACUCUAAGGAGGUAUUGGAGAAGCGAGAUAUGGAUUCCAGACCAAAAACCUAUUCACAGGAGGGUAUCCCCCAGAUAUCCCUGAAGGAUGUUCAGAAUUCCCAAGAAGGUUUACUCAGAUGGCUGGAGUACAUCAGCGACUACGGAAUGUGCCUCGUUAAAGACAUCCCCACCAAGCCUGAACAAAUUGCUAAGACGUUCCAGGUUGUGAACGAACCAGACCCUAUCAACAUAGCUUACAGUGUGUCCAGACUAAAUCUUCACAUGGACCUGCUAAACUACGAAUCACCCCCGGGACUCCAGCUUCUACAUUGCCUCAGUUUUGACUCCUGUGUGACGGGAGGCGGGAGUCAUCUGCUGGAUGUCUUCCACGUUGCGGAGAGGUUCCGGGAGAGUCACCCACAGGAGUUCCGGGAUCUGGCCAGGAUCCCAGCUACCUUCCAGAGGAUCCACUUUGAAAGAGAAAAUCCCGUGUACAUGACCUUUCAGAGGCCACAUAUAUUACUGAAUCACAGAGACGAGAUUGCGGCUGUAUUCUGGACACAGCAAAACGAAGGUCCCUUGGCCGUUGCGGAGGAGGACGUGGAAGCUUACUACCGUGCCUAUCGCCUGUUUGCCGCGCAGAUAAGAUUCUCUGACAUGCUGAAAUGUGUCAAGUUGGAACCAGGAGACGCCAUUGUGUUUAACAAUCGGCGCGUUCUUCACGGUCGUGAAGAGUUCACCUUGAAUGGGGGACGGCGGCACUUAGAGGGCUGCUACGUUAACAUUGACGAGUUCAAGAGUCACUAUCGGUGCUUGUCCCACGCGUUGGGUAGGCCUGUAGGGGAACCAGCCCGGAGGGUCGGCAACCAGUGCUGGUUCUGAAAUGGCCCAUCACGUAACAAACACUAGUGGUCGUUUCUGCAUUAUACGGAUACUGAUAUCCUGAUCCAGUGGAUGGGGAAUGACAAUGAUGUGUGAGGAGGUAUUGCUGUUGUGGGUCACCUUUGGAUUACUUACAGCAUGUCACAACACCAGCCACUUAUAAUUGACGGAACUCCAUAUUGUCGGUAUUCUCCAUGCUGGAAAGUCACUUCACUUCCAUAUUUGACAUUCAAAUGAAAUAAACACUAUGGUUUAGUUUUAUUAAACCAAUAUUAACCAGGAAUGAUGAGGUUUAUCAUACUUAUGCAAAGCAGACAUCGGUGUUUUGGGAAUAGAAAUUAUGAAUAAUACAAAAUUAAAGAAUGAGCAAGCUUAUAACAGUG
Liolophura sinensis is the source of this 1743-nucleotide messenger RNA. RefSeq names its product probable gamma-butyrobetaine dioxygenase. The record is from RefSeq and is a predicted model, not a curated record. Gene Ontology annotation, molecular function: oxidoreductase activity. Gene Ontology annotation, cellular component: mitochondrion. Gene Ontology annotation, biological process: carnitine biosynthetic process. The transcript is spliced from 15 exons. Bases 29 to 1360 code for a protein of 443 amino acids. NCBI's taxonomy places the organism in Eukaryota, Metazoa, Mollusca, Polyplacophora, Chitonida, Chitonidae.